AUGUCUAUAACAACUUGCCAGAAGGUUACUCUUAUAUCAUGCUCUGUUCUCUGUGUUUCCCUUUUCCUGCCCAGAAUGCUUUUACCCAGAGGAAAGAAGGAGAUGGAGCAGCCUGAGGUUGGACCCGGAUUCUACCCUUCUGUGAUGCAUCAGCUGUCAUUGUCAGAGGACUCAGAACAGUGGGGUGUGGACCCUGUGCACUCCAUGACACACAGUGCAGAGGCCAUGGCAAAAGUGAAAGGCAUUGGACGAGGCAAAAAAUACAAUCUCAUGGCUCAAGUGAUACCUAUAUAUGGCUUUGGGAUCCUUCUUUACAUCCUCUAUAUAAUCUAUAAGCUGACUUGCAAGGGGAAGGCCACUAAAUCAGGAAACUACACAACAGUAACCAGGGCAAACAUGGAGAAUAAGAUUACAACAGAUUAUUAUGAGCUUGCCAGGCUUCAGGAGAGACUCCUGCAAACAGAAAAGAUGAUAGAGAGGAUUGUCUCAGGAAAGAGACGAGGUUCUGGGAGUGGCAGAAGGAGGAAGAGUAAAACUACAACAUCAAAAAAGGAAGAGAAAUUACUAAGGCAGCUUAGACAAAUCACACAACUGAUUCAAGAGAGCCGACUGGAAGGAGCCUCCCCAGAGAUGGAGGCUGAGGAGGUCCCCUACGGUGCAGACUGGGAAGGCUACCCAGAGGAGACCUACCCAGAGUAUGAUGACAGACGCGAUUCUUAUGACGGAUGUGAAUUUGACACCCUUACACUGGAGGAACCCAAACACUGCAACCAGCCCACUGCUGAGGCCCUGGCAGAGAGGAUGGAGCAAGAGGAGGAAGAGGUUAUGGCAAGAAAGCUAUCCGUAGUUCAAGAGGAGGAUGAAGAGGAAGAGGAAGAGGAAGAUGAGGAUGAGGAUGAGGAUGAAGAGGAAGAAGUGGGGGAUGAAGAGGAAGAAGUGGAGGACGCAGAGGAAGAAGUGGAGGUAGCAGAGGUAGACAUAGAAGAAGAGGAGGAGGAAGAGGAGGAGGAGGAGGAGGAGGAAGAGGUGGCAGAAAAAAGGCAGUUGCUCAGUCCUCGUUUAUCAAAGCCUGCUGCAGAAAGAAAGCAGGAGAGAGUUGGUUUGGAGGUGAGUAAAGAACUACAGUGUCACAGUGGAGGCAAGAAGCAAAUAAGCUUCAGUGACCGCGAAGAUGUGUUCCGCUACCCUAAAGAGGACACUUAUGAGGAGGAGGAAGAGGAGAAGGAAGAUGAGGCGGAGGAAGAGGACGAGGGGACAGAGGUAGAAGAGGAGGAGGAAGCCGACGAAGAUGAUCCAGUGAUGGAAGCCGAGAGCCUGCAGUUCAGUUGUGAAGGUUGCUCGAACCCGGAGGAAGAAGCAGAGGAGGAUAAAGAAGAGUAUUUGUUAAUGUCAGCGCCAGUGGAGGGUGACGGUCGUACACAACCAGACAUGCCUACAGAAGUAAGGGUGAGUGGGCUGAGGAUGCGGAACAGGAGAGAGACGUAA
Messenger RNA from Toxotes jaculatrix (banded archerfish), 1485 nucleotides. It is a transcript of the gene ric3a, whose product is annotated as RIC3 acetylcholine receptor chaperone a. Gene Ontology annotation, biological process: protein localization to cell surface; synaptic transmission, cholinergic. NCBI's taxonomy places the organism in Eukaryota, Metazoa, Chordata, Actinopteri, Toxotidae. The record is from RefSeq and is a predicted model, not a curated record. Gene Ontology annotation, cellular component: neuronal cell body; neuron projection; intracellular membrane-bounded organelle. The transcript is spliced from 6 exons. Bases 1 to 1485 code for a protein of 494 amino acids.